UUUCUACUGCUCCUGUUUCAGGAAAGAAGCUAAUCUGGAUGCAGCUGUGGUCAAGCAGAGACUCGCUGAGGGUUGGUAUAGGCUCCUGAUGGAGCCUAUAGGAAAGAAUGUGACAUGUGUUAGUGCUUCUGGCUUUGGAGGAGGGGGAGUUUAUGCCUUUCUGCCUUGAGGGGAAGGGGAAGAAUGAGCUCUGAAUAGCUGAAGUCUUUCUUCUAGAUUCUGCAAAACAAACAGCAGUAUUUGGAGACCAUGGCUACAGACCCGCUGUCAGAGCUUCAGGAUGACCUGAAUUUGGAUGAUACCAACCAGUCCCUCAGCCAGCUCAAACUGGCCUCCAUAGAUGAUAAGGACUGGCCAGCAGAUGAAGUCCCUGCUUUCCCCAAAUCAGAAGACUCCAAAGGCUCCCCUGAGCCUGUCACUCACCUGCGGUGGGAUGAUCCGUACUAUGAUAUCGCCAGGCACCACAUCGUGGAAGUUGCUGGUGAUGACAAGUAUGGAAGAAAAGUCAUUUUGUUCAGUGCCUGCCGGAUGCCCCCAAGUCAUCAACUUGAUCACGUGAAACUGCUGGGCUACCUGAAGUUCACAUUGGACCAGUAUGUGGAGAGUGAUUACACGCUGGUGUAUCUACACCAUGGCCUGACCAGUGAGAACAAGCCAUCCCUGAGCUGGCUGCGGGAUGCCUACAGGGAAUUUGAUCGCAAGUACAAGAAGAACAUCAAAGCGUUAUAUAUUGUACACCCAACUAUGUUCAUCAAGACCCUGCUGAUUCUCUUCAAACCCCUGAUCAGCUUUAAGUUUGGACGAAAAAUUUUUUACGUGAACUUCCUUAGUGAGCUGGAGGAGUAUGUGAAGCUGGAGCAAUUGGGAAUUCCAAGUCAAGUGCUGAAAUAUGAUGAAUAUCUGAGGUCCCUGCAGAAACCUUCACAAGUGCCGCAGAAGCCAAUACCCCCGCGCCCACCGCUGCCAAACCAGCAGUUUGGUGUCUCACUCCAGCACCUACGGGAGAAGAGCCCCGAUCAGUCAUCUGUUCCUCUGGUGGUCAGGGAGACGAUUGCCCAUUUGCGGGAGCAUGCUCUUGCAACAGAGGGGAUUUUCCGGAGAUCAGCAAAUACACAGGUUGUCAGGGAGGUGCAGCAAAAAUACAACACGGGUGUGCCAGUAGAUUUCCAGCAGUAUGAAGAUGUCCACCUCCCUGCUGUGAUUCUUAAGACCUUCUUAAGGGAGCUACCUGAGCCCCUCCUUACUUUUGACCUCUACAGCCAUGUUGUCAGCUUCCAGAGUGUGGAGGAGGUGAAUCGUGUGGAUGUUGUUCGCAAAACACUCCAGAUUCUGCCAGAAGAAAACUACCAAGUGCUUCGUUUAUUGACAGCCUUCCUGGUGCAGGUCUCUGCACACAGUGACCAAAACAAGAUGACAAACACCAACCUAGCAGUUGUUUUUGGCCCAAAUCUGCUAUGGGCCAAAGAUGUAGCCAUCACCCUCAAAGCCAUCAACCCCAUCAAUACCUUUACAAAGUUCCUACUGGACCACCAGAAGGAGCUGUUUGAGGACAUGGAGGCCUGAGCCCAGGCCAGCCCACUCUAGCACGCUGUGCCCGCCUUCCCACCUUCUUUCCCACCUUGUCUUGGAGCUGUGAUGAAGCUGUCUCCAGUGCAAAGGGACCAUUGAUUUCCUGGGUGAUGAGCAGAGCGAGGGCUGUGGAGAUGGUUGAGUAAGUGUGUAAGUAAGCGAGCAGGAGACUUACUUCUCCAGGUGGGGAGGGGAGCUGGUCUCCUGGCUGCUGGGAGUGGAGUCCUAGCCCACCUGCCAGUCUGUGCAGCUCUUUCAGGGCUCAUCACCAGUCUGCUCCCAUGUAAGCUGACCUUCCUUCCUUCCUUUCUUCCUUCCUUCAUACAUGUAUUUUCUGUCCUGUUCCCUUCCUCAACAAAGACCUAAUUUGUUAAAACUCCUUGAAAUCUCAGCUCAUCCCCCUUGCCUCAACUGGGCUAUCAAGGCCAGGGCAGGCUUGCUGGGCUUUUUGGCAGAUGUUCUUGCCAUGACUCCCAUCUUUUCAGCACUGAACGUAUAUCUUGCCUUUCUCCAAAGGCAUUUGAAGCAGUGAAGGGAGCAGGUAGCCCUUAUGCUUUAGGUAGCAGCAUGUCGUGCACUUGGCAAACACUACUCCAGAGCCUGUUUUUUUGGCAGGCAAGUGAAGGACAGGCUCAGGGUGUGCAUGUGCCUGCCAAACUUUGAUACGGGGAAGCUGCGUUUAGCCCACCCCCCUUUGAGAUCACCUGCUCCAGAUACUCUUCAGCUUUUGCUGGGGUAUGAUGGGUGAGGUGCCUCCCACUGUUAUGCAGCUCAGGUGCUGAUGUCCCUCCAGCAGCAUUUCCAGCCUUGCUGGGAAGGUUCACGCUGAACAGACUGUGUGGGUGGCCUGGCUGGGGACAUUCACAGAUAGUGAAUCUGAGCUGCAGGGGACAAGUGCCCUGGUGACACUGAGCUGCUGAACACUAUGAUGAUCACUGCCUUUCCCUGUGGCAACAACACAAAGCCUCUUCAACCCCUUCAGGCACAUAUAUCUGUGUUAACUGGCACAGACUGCCUUGGCCAUUCUUUUUCUCUUCAGGUUGAGCAGAACUUUCUCCAGCACAACAUAACGGAGAGCGUGGCCUUAAGGGAAGGUCUGAGGACUGGGGCUAACCCUUACUUGGAGAGUACAGCAGACCUGGCUUUCAAGUCUCUGCUCAGGUGCUGAACACUCAUGUGCCAAAGCUGUGAGGGAACAGCUUCUCCAUACUGAGGACCUUUGGCCCAUCUCCCCCUUGGUUCAUACUUCCCUUCCAUCCUAUCAUGGAAGCCUGAUCUGAUGCAUCCUGUAUGCCCUGGGCAUGGCUGAAGAAAUCUGGUUGUCUGCAAGACAGGCUCAGAGCAAGGUGGGCCCAGUGUUUUCCCAGAGUAGCUGCAACACAGUGCUUCACUGUUCGUUUUGGAUUGCAGUAUUCCCCUUACUUGAGUUAAGAGAUCCCUCUCAUUAGCCUGGGCCUGAGAGAGUGUUAGUGAGGAAGCUUCUAGCCUUACUUCAACGGUGUGUUUUAUCAUGUACCCUGCAUGCCUGGGUCAGUCUUGCUCCCAGCUGAAUCUGGCCACAGGGACAAAUGCGUUGAACCAAGCAGAGCUCAUUUUUUAAAAGUCAUUGGAUUCUAAAUAGAAUUUAUUUUUUUUCAUAGUAUUUUAACCUGCCUUUAAACACUGAUUGAAGGUUCAUGCCCUGGUUGUAAUCAAAAUAAGUGACACGUUGCUGAUGCAUAUCAACAGCUGGAAUUGUAGAAAUUGGUAUUUCCGCUAAGCUGCAUUAUGGGGAUGUGUGGGAACAUAGGCAGCUCUAUGAAGCAGCCAACCAGCUGAUGUGUGGCACCCGUGGCACUGCAGAUCCAGCCAGCUGGUUUGGGGAAUGUCUGGGGCAGCGCAGGUCCAUCCAGCUGGUGGAGAAGGCACACUCGUCCGUGGGUGGGAACAGUGAGCCAGAAGCUGAACAUUCCUAAGGCUGGAGCAAGGGAUGUUCCAGGGCAAAGCGGGGUCUGAUCCCUGCUAGAUGCUGGGGGUUUUUGCCUUACGGAGGCUACCGGCUACCUAGUCUCCUUCCCAUAAGAGGAAGAUUCGUCCCUGUUUGGCUGGGACAUAAAUGGUUUCAGUCUGGACAAUUCAUAGCAAUAGCCAAAUAAUGCUUGGUGGUGGAGAUACUGGACUCCUAAUUCACCUUUGAUCUCUGCUGGAGUGAUUUAGGAGGGCUGAUUUGAUAUGGAGAAGUUCUGAUUUGAUACAGAGAAGAGCUUCCAGGAGCUUGGAAUGGGAGGUGCCUGUGUGUUGGGGCACAAGGCCUUGGCCUUCCUUGCAGCCCUAGCCCUCUGGAGAGGGUAGCAAGUACCAUUCCCUGCAGGAGGAGCAGGGCUGGGGGUAGCUUAGCUCUUCUCCAGGAGGGAGCAGGGAUUGCUGCAAGACUCUCUGUUCUGUCUUUCUUUCUUCCUCUUAUUGUUAUUUUUUAAUGAAUUCUUGAAGUGGUGUUUCCUCUUUUAGUGAAAUGAAGCCUGAUGCAUCCCCUGCAGGCAGGGAUAAAGCCUGCUCCAGGUCAGUGCCUGCAGGGAGUGGAUUUGGAGGGUGUUCGGGAAGCUCCUGCUGCUCAUGGUGGAAAAGUGCUUGUAAAUCCUGGAAAGGGACCCAGUGUAAAUAUCCCCUUUUUUCUGCUGCUCCUCAUGCUGGAGCUGCCAAGGGCCCAGGAGCAGGCACAGUAACUGGGGCUGCUUUUGCUUCUGCAGCCUGUUCUGAAUGCCUUUUAUUGAGAUAUCCCUCCCGUGAUUUGGGCAAGGAACUGGCCUGGGCCCACCUGCAGCCUCUGCCAGGUGGGUGACCACAGGAGCUUGCAUCUGCCAAGCCCAUGGGAUUAAAUUCCCUCCUCACCUGGUCAGCUGCCUCAGGCAGAGUGCUACAGGUCGGGGCUAGGCUCAGGGGCCUGCCUGGGCUGUUUUUUCUCCUCUAUGUGUAAGUAGGGGGCAGUAUCUGAUUAGGGAGCUGGUCUUUAUAUUUUUUCUCCUUAUCGUAGGGCUGUCCAGGGUUCUCUUCCCUAGCUUGUCUUUCAGGUUGGCUAUUAGCCACUUCUCCUUGAAGGAGUAAAGAAUUCAUUCUACUUCCAGCCUCUAGCAUCUAGAUUAUUCUCCUCUGUUAAGCGUAGUGCUAUCUUAAGGGCACCCCGAUGACUCCUGCUCCCUGGCCCAAGCUGUAUACUGACAUCAGAACUUUGCAGAUCAGAUGCAGGGGUGUGUGUGUGUGUGGGGGGGGGUCAUCUGGAUGCCUUGUGGUAGUGUCUGCUCAUUUGAUAGAGGGCUGAGGGCCAAUUUCGCCCUUGUUUCCUCUUUUGUGUGUGGAGCCCUGCUUUGCUUUUGUUGCUAGUAUUCCCUGCCUUCUUUUCUAUUGAUGUUCAUCAGGUGUUGGGCUGGGGUUUUCACAGUGGUAUCAGUUCACAUUCAUGAUUAUUUCCUUCUAAUCUACACCAAUCUUAUAUUUCACAGUUUGCACUUUUUGUAUUUCAAUAAAGAUCAAAACCUAA
Molecule: messenger RNA, 5083 nt
Organism: Rhea pennata
Lineage: Eukaryota; Metazoa; Chordata; Aves; Rheiformes; Rheidae
Gene: ARHGAP1
Product: Rho GTPase activating protein 1
Exons: 13
Coding region: 250-1563 (437 amino acids)
Biological process (GO): small GTPase-mediated signal transduction; negative regulation of endocytic recycling
Cellular component (GO): cytoplasm
Molecular function (GO): GTPase activator activity
Source: RefSeq, a predicted model, not a curated record